UAACUCUUUUCUUUUUGUGGCAAAAAAUUUGAGACCCCCAUUUUCAAUUCUCUUUGGUCUCUGGACUCUCUACACUGUAGCUUUCACUUGAAAUUCUGGCGAAACCCUCCGCAAGAACUCCUACAAAUUUUACGCUCUCUCUUUCCAAUGGCGUCACUCGUGCCACCGCCAGGGCGCUCUGAGGUUCUCUCACUCUUCCGCUCCCUCCUCCGCACAUCCCGCAAGUUCGCCGACUACAACAUCAGGGAGUACGCCAAGCGUCGGACCAUCGACGCCUUUCGUCACAACAAAGACCUAUCCGACCCAACAGUAAUUGCCGCCGCCUACUCCGAUGGGAAGACCCAGUUGGAGGUCGCCACCAGGCAGGCCGUCGUGUACUCGCUCUACGCGCCCAAGGUCAAGAGCGUCAUGGAGAUUGUGUAAGCAUUGAUACAGUUUUGGAAUGGUACUUCAAGCUUUUAUUUGUUUAGCUGGUUUAUUGUCUGAACUGGGCUUGGUACCCAAUGUUAUAGAGAUUGAGUACUGACCCAAUUUUUGUUGGGAUCUCUGUAGCUCUUGUUUUGAUGUUAAUUGCUAUGCUUUGUUGGGUUGGUUUCUUAUCUGAAGUGGGUCGUAAACCGAGAACUUGUCAUGAUUAUGAGGAUUUUCUUACUUCUGAGAUACUUCAGGGAAAUGUCCAAUUUUGGAUGCUA
Rhododendron vialii is the source of this 692-nucleotide messenger RNA. RefSeq lists its product as uncharacterized. The coding region runs from base 148 to 423 and encodes 91 amino acids. The record is from RefSeq and is a predicted model, not a curated record. Gene Ontology annotation, biological process: iron-sulfur cluster assembly. Lineage: Eukaryota; Viridiplantae; Streptophyta; Magnoliopsida; Ericales; Ericaceae. The transcript has a single exon.